Messenger RNA from Ricinus communis (castor bean), 923 nucleotides. RefSeq names its product transmembrane emp24 domain-containing protein p24delta9. The transcript has 4 exons. The record is from RefSeq and is a predicted model, not a curated record. NCBI's taxonomy places the organism in Eukaryota, Viridiplantae, Streptophyta, Magnoliopsida, Malpighiales, Euphorbiaceae. Gene Ontology annotation, cellular component: Golgi apparatus; endoplasmic reticulum-Golgi intermediate compartment; COPII-coated ER to Golgi transport vesicle. Bases 155 to 802 code for a protein of 215 amino acids. Gene Ontology annotation, biological process: endoplasmic reticulum to Golgi vesicle-mediated transport; intracellular protein transport; Golgi organization.
UGGCCAUAACCCAUUUCUUUCCCUCUUCCUUUCUUUUCUUUUUCGUCUCCGCAAACCGAGCAUUCGACGACUUCGCAAAACAACACAACUCAAAACCAGCACAUAACAUAACCCAAAUCUUUCUCAUAGCUGCUCGAAAAGAAAGGCAGCAAUCAUGGGUACCAGAUUACUUGAUUCAGUUAUAAUUGCAAUAAGCAUAGUGGGUCUUUUAUCUUCUACAACAGAAUCACUUCGGUUUGAUUUACAAUCAGGUCAAACCAAAUGUAUUGCGGAAGACAUCCAAAGCAAUGCGAUGACUGUUGGCAAGUACAGCGUUGUUAAUCCUAACGAAGGCCAGCCCUUGCCUACUACACACUCGCUCACUGUUAGAGUGACAUCGAGUUAUGGGAAUAGUUAUCACUACGCCGAGCAUGUACCAUCUGGGCAGUUUGCGUUUACGGCAGCGGAGGCAGGAGAUUACAUGACGUGUUUUUGGGCGGCGGAUCAUAAGCCUCAAGUUACUUUGACUGUUGAUUUUGAUUGGAAAACUGGUGUCGCUGCUAAAGAUUGGACAAAUGUUGCCAAGAAAGGCUCUAUUGAUGUAAUGGAAUUAGAGCUGAAGAAGCUGCAUGAUACUGUUAUUUCCAUUCAGGAGGAGAUGUAUAGUCUCCGCGAAAGAGAAGAACAAAUGCAGGAGUUGAACCGAGCUACUAACUCAAGGAUGGGUUGGUUUAGUUUUCUAUCUCUCAUCGUAUGUUUAUCAGUAGCAGGCUUGCAAGUAUGGCACCUGAAGACCUUUUUCGAGAAGAAGAAGCUCAUUUAACUCUAAUAUUGAAACAGGCUAAUACAACACAAUAUUCUAUCAUCUUUUUUUGCUCCCUGCUGUAAAAUGAUGUGAAAGAAUAAUUUUCAAGUUACCUGGGAUUUUGACUCCCUUUCAGUUA